AUGGGGCAACACAUCAUCGACACGCUGGUGGAAGGGCUUUCCAAGCUCGAGUACAGGGGCUACGACUCGGCGGGCAUCGGUAUCGAUGGUGAGAAGGAGUUCGACGAGUCCACCUCUGCCAAGGAGAUUGCCGUGUACAAGCAGGUUGGCAAGGUUGCAAACCUCAAGGACGAGAUUAAGUCGCAGAACCUGAACACUUCCGAGACGUUUGCCAACCAUGUGGGUAUCGCACACACCAGAUGGGCCACCCACGGAGGUGUCACCCAGACGAACUGCCACCCACAGCCCUCUGACGACAAAAACGAGUUCAUCGUGGUCCACAACGGCAUCAUCACCAACUACAGAGAGCUCAAAACGUUCCUGAAGAGCAAGGGCCACACCUUCAGAUCGGACACCGACACCGAAGUUAUCGCCAAGCUGUUCAAAUACUAUUUCGACAAGGACAACGACCUGGAAUUUUACCAGCUGGCCAAGGAGGUCCUGUACCAGCUGCAGGGGUCCUACGGUCUGAUGGUCAAGUCGAUCCACUAUCCUAACGAAUUGGUGGCCACCAGAAAGGGUUCUCCGCUGUUGAUUGGUGUCAAGAGCGAGCAGAAGCUCAAGGUGGAUUUUGUGGACGUCGAGUUCAUCUCUGAUCCUGCCACGACUACACAGGGCACCAACGGAUCGAGCUACUCCAACUCGUUCCUGACUCUGCCUACUAAUAGCGAGAUGACACUGAGAAAAUCCGAGUCGAGAGCUAUCUUGCCCGACUACAACAAACCAAUCGAGUUCUUCGUGUCUUCGGACGCCUCGUCGGUCAUUGAGCACACCAAGAAGGUGCUGUUCCUGGAAGACGACGACAUCGCCCACAUUGACAACGGAGAAUUGCACAUCCACAGAGCGUCCAAGGCAGCAGGAAUGUCCACCACCAGACCCGUUCACACUUUGGAGAUGCAACUGGCCGAGAUCAUGAGAGGCGGCUACGACCAUUUCAUGCUCAAAGAGAUUUUUGAGCAGCCAGAUUCCACCUUCAACACCAUGAGAGGUAGAAUCGACUUCAAGAACAAAAGCAUCACUCUUGGAGGCAUCAAGGAGUUUCUGACCAGUAUCAGACGUUCGAGAAGGUUCCAGAUGAUUGCCUGCGGAACUUCCUACCAUUCGUGCUUGGCUGUGAGGUCUUUAUUCGAAGAGCUGACAGAGGUGCCAGUUUCCGUGGAUCUAGCCUCUGAUUUCCUGGACAGAUCUCCGCCUAUCUUCAGAGACGAUACGUGCAUCUUUGUUUCUCAAUCUGGCGAGACAGCAGAUUCCAUGAUGGCUCUCAAGAGAUGCCGUGCUGCUGGAGCAUUGACCGUUGGUGUGGUCAACUCUGUUGGUUCAAGCAUUUCCAGAGAAACCGACUGUGGUGUUCACAUCAACGCUGGUCCUGAGAUCGGCGUGGCUUCCACCAAAGCCUACACCUCUCAAUACAUUGCGCUGGUCAUGCUUGCCCUGCAGAUCUCCAACCAUGUGAUCACCAAUUCCAGGCGCCAUCAAGAGAUUAUCAAGGGACUGGAAGAGAUCCCUACCCAGAUUGAGAAAAUUCUACAGCAAAGCAAAAAAAUCAAGGAGAUCUCCGAGAAGUAUUUGCACAACAAGCAGUCCAUCCUGGUUGUUGGCCGAGGCUACCAAUAUGCCUCUGCUCUGGAAGGUGCUUUGAAGAUCAAGGAAAUUUCCUAUAUUCAUUCGGAAGGUAUUCAGGCCGGAGAAUUGAAGCACGGAGUUCUGGCUCUGGUUGACGACAAGCUGCCGAUUGUGGCAUUUGCUACGCAGGACUCGUUUUCCGCGAAACUGAACUCUGCCAUCCAACAGAUCACCGCCAGAGACGGCCGUCCAAUAAUCAUUGCAACCGAGGGAGACAGGCUUAUAGACCGUUCGAAGGCCUCGGCUGUGAUUGAGGUUCCAAAGUCUGUGGACUGCUUGCAAGGAUUGCUGAACAUCAUUCCUGUGCAGCUGAUGAGCUACUACCUGUCUGUUGCUGCCGGCAACAAUCCCGACCGCCCAAGGAACCUUGCCAAGUCGGUCACCGUUGAGUAA
Ogataea angusta is the source of this 2055-nucleotide messenger RNA. RefSeq lists its product as uncharacterized. NCBI's taxonomy places the organism in Eukaryota, Fungi, Ascomycota, Pichiomycetes, Pichiales, Pichiaceae. Bases 1 to 2055 code for a protein of 684 amino acids. The record is from RefSeq and is a predicted model, not a curated record. Gene Ontology annotation, biological process: fructose 6-phosphate metabolic process; protein N-linked glycosylation; UDP-N-acetylglucosamine metabolic process. The transcript has 2 exons. Gene Ontology annotation, molecular function: carbohydrate derivative binding; L-glutamine:D-fructose-6-phosphate transaminase (isomerizing) activity.